This is a messenger RNA of Leishmania braziliensis MHOM/BR/75/M2904, 450 nucleotides long. RefSeq lists its product as hypothetical. The coding region runs from base 1 to 450 and encodes 149 amino acids. The record is from RefSeq and is a predicted model, not a curated record. The transcript has a single exon. Lineage: Eukaryota; Euglenozoa; Kinetoplastea; Trypanosomatida; Trypanosomatidae.
AUGGAGAAACUUGUCCGUGCCAGUAUGAACUACACUAUCUUUGGCUUGGCCUCUGGUGUGUACUGGCGCGAGCUCACGAGGCACCUCAAGUAUGUGAGCAACGGCACCUCGCAGCUUCGUGUCAUGCACACCCACUGCUUCGCCCUCGGCAGCUUUUUUUUCCUGUUUGUUCUUUUGCUGGAGAAGUCCUUUGCCCUCACUAAGCAGAAGAACUACAAGAAGUUCUACGUUACAUACAAUAUCGGUCUCGGCAUUACGCUCAUGAUGAUGAUGAUCCACGGCACCCUGACCGUCGUGGGAAAGGAUCAGAAUAGCCGUCUCAUCUCGUGGACCGCCGGAGUGGGCCACAUCUUCAUGAGCGUCGGCUUUGGUUACUUCUAUAACGUCCUCAUGGGUGCUGUACGUGCAUCGAGUGUCAAGGCGAACAAGACGGUGACGGCAAGCGCGUGA